Physeter macrocephalus (sperm whale) is the source of this 7045-nucleotide messenger RNA. RefSeq names its product cytoplasmic linker associated protein 2 (gene CLASP2). Gene Ontology annotation, cellular component: kinetochore; mitotic spindle; basal cortex. The transcript has 41 exons. NCBI's taxonomy places the organism in Eukaryota, Metazoa, Chordata, Mammalia, Artiodactyla, Physeteridae. The coding region runs from base 176 to 4834 and encodes 1552 amino acids. Gene Ontology annotation, molecular function: microtubule binding. Gene Ontology annotation, biological process: establishment of mitotic spindle localization; mitotic spindle assembly. The record is from RefSeq and is a predicted model, not a curated record.
CGAGUUUGACUAGUUUGGGGGCCGAUCCGCGCCUGACGCUGCACCCGCCGCGCCCCGCGAGCCGCGCCUCGACCGGACCCAGCGCGUCCCUCCCGUUCCCGUGGGGCCCCGCGCUGGCGGCUGGGCGGCGCUCGGCGAAAGUUGGUCCCUCACGGGCGGGCGAGCGGUCGCGGCCAUGGAGCCCCGCUGCAUGGAGUACUUCAGCGCCCAGGUGCAGCAGAAGGACGUCGGCGGCCGCCUGCAGGUCGGCCAGGAGCUGCUGCUCUACCUCGGCGUCCCCGGCGCCAUCCCAGACCUGGAGGAGGACCUGGGCUGUCUGGGCAAGACGGUCGACACUCUCACCGGCUGGGUGGGUUCGAGCAACUAUCGGGUGUCAUUAAUGGGAUUGGAAAUUUUAAGUGCCUUCGUGGACAGAUUAUCAACACGAUUUAAGUCCUAUGUAGCAAUGGUUAUUGUAGCUUUAAUAGACAGAAUGGGAGAUGCCAAAGACAAGGUUCGAGAUGAAGCUCAGACUCUGAUACUGAAGUUAAUGGAUCAAGUAGCACCACCUAUGUACAUUUGGGAACAGUUGGCUUCUGGUUUUAAGCACAAGAAUUUUCGAUCUCGAGAAGGCGUGUGUCUGUGUCUUAUUGAAACAUUAAACAUUUUUGGGGCUCAGCCGCUAGUCCUCAGCAAGUUGGUACCACAUUUGUGUAUCCUAUUUGGAGAUUCCAACAGUCAGGUUAGAGAUGCUGCAAUAUUGGCUGUGGUGGAGAUUUAUAGACAUGUGGGAGAGAAAGUGAGAAUGGACCUUUAUAAGAGAGGAAUUCCCCUUGCUAGAUUAGAAAUGAUACUUGGCAAAUUUGAUGAAGUGCAAAAUUCAGGUGGUAUGAUUUUGAGUGCCUGCAAAGAUAAAAGCUUUGAUGAUGAAGAAUCAGUGGAUGGAAAUAGGCCAUCAUCAGCUGCUUCAGCCUUCAAGGUUCCUGCACCUAAAACAUCCGGAAAUCCUGUCAACAGUGCAAGGAAGCCUGGUUCAGCAGGUGGCCCUAAGGUUGGAGGUGCUUCUAAGGAAGGAGGUGCUGGAGCAGUUGAUGAAGAUGAUUUUAUAAAGGCUUUUACAGAUGUCCCUUCUAUACAGAUCUAUUCUAGUCGAGAACUUGAAGAAACAUUAAAUAAAAUCAGGGAAAUUUUGUCAGAUGACAAACACGACUGGGAUCAGCGUGCCAAUGCACUUAAGAAAAUUCGAUCAUUGCUUGUUGCUGGAGCUGCACAAUAUGAUUGCUUUUUCCAACAUUUACGCUUGUUGGAUGGAGCACUUAAACUUUCAGCUAAGGAUCUUAGAUCCCAGGUGGUUAGAGAAGCUUGCAUUACUGUGGCCCAUCUUUCAACAGUUUUGGGAAACAAGUUUGAUCAUGGCGCUGAAGCCAUUGUACCUACACUUUUUAAUCUCGUCCCCAAUAGUGCAAAAGUCAUGGCAACUUCUGGAUGUGCAGCAAUCAGAUUCAUAAUUCGGCAUACUCAUGUACCCAGACUUAUACCUUUAAUAACAAGCAAUUGCACAUCAAAAUCAGUUCCUGUAAGGAGGCGUUCAUUUGAAUUUUUAGAUUUGUUGUUACAAGAGUGGCAGACUCAUUCAUUGGAAAGACAUGCAGCCGUCUUGGUUGAAACUAUUAAGAAGGGAAUUCAUGAUGCCGAUGCUGAGGCCAGAGUGGAGGCGAGAAAGACUUACAUGGGUCUUAGAAACCACUUUCCUGGUGAAGCUGAAACACUGUAUAAUUCCCUUGAGCCAUCUUAUCAGAAGAGUCUUCAAACUUACUUAAAGAGUUCUGGCAGUGUAGCAUCUCUUCCACAAUCAGACAGGUCCUCAUCUAGCUCACAAGAAAGUCUCAACCGCCCUUUUUCUUCCAAAUGGUCUACAGCAAACCCAUCAACUGUUGCUGGAAGAGUAUCAGCAGGCAGCAGCAAAGCCAGUUCCCUUCCAGGAAGCCUACAGCGUUCACGGAGUGAUAUUGAUGUGAAUGCUGCUGCUGGUGCCAAGGCACAUCAUGCUGCUGGGCAGUCUGUACGAAGUGGGCGGUUAGGUGCAGGUGCCCUGAAUCCAGGUUCCUACGCAUCACUAGAGGAUACUUCUGACAAGAUGGAUGGAACAGCAUCUGAAGAUGGCCGGGUGAGAGCAAAGCUUUCAGCACCACUUGCUGGUAUGGGAAAUGCCAAGACAGAUUCCAGAGGAAGAAGUCGAACAAAAAUGGUGUCUCAGUCACAGCGUUCAUCAUCACCUGACAAAAAUGAAGCUGGCAGCCGGUCUGGGUCUCCGGGAAGAGUUCUGACCACAACAGCCCUCUCCACUGUGAGCUCUGGUGUUCAAAGAGUCCUGGUCAAUUCAGCCUCAGCACAGAAGAGAAGCAAGAUACCACGAAGCCAGGGCUGUAGCAGAGAGGCUAGUCCAUCUAGGCUCUCAGUGGCCCGAAGCAGUCGUAUUCCUCGACCAAGUGUGAGCCAAGGGUGCAGCCGGGAAGCCAGUCGGGAGAGCAGCAGGGAUACGAGUCCUGUUCGCUCUUUUCAGCCCCUUGCCUCCAGACACCAUUCCAGAUCUACUGGUGCCCUCUACGCCCCCGAUGUGUAUGGGGCCUCAGGUCCAGGGUAUGGGAUCAGCCAAUCAAGCCGACUGUCAUCCUCUGUCAGUGCCAUGCGAGUCCUGAACACAGGUUCCGACGUGGAGGAGGCAGUAGCAGAUGCCUUGAAAAAACCUGCUCGAAGAAGAUAUGAAUCAUAUGGGAUGCAUUCAGAUGAUGAUGCCAACAGCGAUGCAUCCAGUGCUUGUUCAGAACGCUCCUAUAGCUCUCGGAAUGGUAGUAUUCCUACAUACAUGAGGCAGACAGAAGAUGUGGCAGAAGUCCUCAACAGAUGUGCUAGCUCCAACUGGUCAGAAAGGAAAGAAGGCCUCCUGGGUCUGCAGAACUUACUAAAAAAUCAGAGAACGCUAAGUCGAGUUGAACUGAAAAGAUUAUGUGAAAUUUUCACAAGAAUGUUUGCUGAUCCUCAUGGCAAGGUGUUCAGCAUGUUUUUGGAGACUUUAGUGGACUUCAUACAAGUCCACAAAGAUGAUCUUCAAGAUUGGUUGUUUGUACUGCUGACCCAACUACUAAAAAAAAUGGGUGCUGAUUUGCUUGGGUCUGUUCAAGCAAAAGUUCAGAAAGCCCUCGAUGUUACAAGAGAAUCUUUUCCAAAUGAUCUUCAGUUCAAUAUUCUAAUGAGAUUUACAGUUGAUCAGACCCAGACACCAAGCUUGAAGACAGUCAAGCCAGCACUUCGGGACCAGCUUCACUCUUUUUGGAGUUCCAAGGUGAAGGUUGCUAUCCUCAAAUACAUAGAAACUUUGGCCAAACAGAUGGAUCCAGGAGAUUUUAUAAAUUCCAGUGAAACUCGCCUGGCAGUGUCUCGGGUCAUCACUUGGACAACAGAACCCAAAAGUUCUGAUGUUCGGAAGGCAGCGCAGUCAGUCCUGAUUUCCUUAUUUGAACUCAAUACCCCAGAGUUUACAAUGUUAUUAGGAGCUUUACCAAAAACUUUUCAGGAUGGUGCUACCAAACUUCUUCAUAAUCACCUUCGAAACACUGGCAAUGGAACCCAGGGUUCCAUGGGGAGUCCUUUGACAAGACCGACACCACGGUCACCAGCCAACUGGUCCAGUCCUCUCACUUCUCCUACCAACACGUCACAGAAUACUUUAUCUCCAAGUGCAUUUGAUUAUGACACAGAAAAUAUGAAUUCUGAAGAUAUUUAUAGCUCUCUUAGAGGUGUCACUGAAGCAAUUCAAAAUUUCAGCUUCCGCAGUCAAGAAGAUAUGAAUGAGCCUUUGAAAAGGGAUUCUAAAAAAGAUGAAGGCGAUUCAACCUGUGGCGGUCCUGGGAUGUCUGACCCAAGAGCAGGAGGUGAUGCUACUGACUCAAGCCAAACAGCCCUUGAUAAUAAAGCUUCAUUGCUCCAUUCGAUGCCUGCUCACUCCUCUCCACGCUCUCGAGACUAUAAUCCGUAUAACUACUCAGAUAGCAUCAGUCCCUUCAAUAAGUCUGCCCUCAAGGAAGCCAUGUUUGAUGAUGAUGCUGACCAGUUUCCUGAUGAUCUUUCCCUAGACCAUUCUGACCUGGUUGCAGAGUUAUUGAAGGAGUUGUCUAACCAUAAUGAACGUGUAGAAGAAAGAAAAAUCGCCCUCUAUGAACUCAUGAAAUUGACACAGGAAGAAUCUUUCAGUGUUUGGGAUGAACACUUCAAAACAAUAUUACUUUUAUUGCUUGAAACCCUUGGGGAUAAAGAGCCUACAAUCAGGGCUUUGGCAUUAAAGGUUUUAAGAGAAAUCCUAAGGCAUCAACCAGCAAGAUUUAAAAACUAUGCAGAACUGACUGUCAUGAAAACACUGGAAGCACAUAAAGAUCCUCAUAAGGAGGUGGUGAGAUCUGCUGAGGAAGCUGCGUCAGUGUUGGCCACUUCAAUCAGUCCGGAGCAGUGCAUCAAAGUGCUUUGUCCCAUCAUUCAAACUGCAGAUUACCCAAUUAAUCUGGCUGCAAUCAAAAUGCAAACAAAAGUGAUAGAGAGAGUUUCCAAGGAAACCCUUAACCUGCUUUUGCCAGAGAUUAUGCCAGGCCUAAUACAGGGUUAUGAUAAUUCGGAGAGCAGUGUUCGGAAAGCUUGUGUCUUCUGCCUGGUAGCUGUUCAUGCGGUAAUUGGUGAUGAACUAAAACCACAUCUCAGUCAGCUCACUGGCAGUAAAAUGAAGCUACUGAAUCUUUACAUCAAACGUGCACAAACAGGUUCUGGAGGAGCUGAUCCCACUACUGAUGUUUCUGGACAAAGUUAGUGAAGCGGAUGGAAGUGAACCAGGUCUCUCAAAGAAAGGACAGACAGACCACCCUCAUCAAUGAAAGGAAAUUUUCAAAUACAUCUUUUGGAAGUUACCAUUGUUUCCCAGUUUUAGUUUUUUGUUUUGUUUUGUAUUUUCUGUAACAGAGGGCUAUCCUCAGUCUGCAUGUAACUUUUAUGAUAGUUAUUCCAAAUUCAAGAAGAAGCAGUAUUAACAUCAGUUGGUCAAUACAAAGUAAUUUUUAAUCUAAUUCAUCAUUUCACAUGUUUUACUUCUUUGUCCUCCCAUUAACCUUUGCCAGUGUUAUGACUGUAUACUUUUUUUAAAUGCUGGUUAAACAGGAAUGCUUAAAGCUUUAAAAGUUUAACAGUCUUAAACAUUUUUUGGCCUUUAUUCAAAUGCAGAAUAAUAUUUUUAUUGCUACUUUGAGUUUUGUUCCGUAUCAUGUCCUAUGCUAGAAAUAUUGAAAUGAUGUGAAAUAAAGCAGGACUAAUCUGAACUACAGCUGGACUCUGUUGGUGUGAUGGUGAUACACGUCAUUAAUUAGUUGCAACUUCUUUGGGGUGAUCUGUAUUUUAAAACUAAGACCUCAAAGAAAUGUUACAGAAUCAGCCAGUUCUGUAAGGCUGAUAUCCUUUGUUGGUUGUUGAUCUUGCCAUCUUUAUUUAAAACCAUGUCCCCUCUAUGAUCCCUUAAGAAAGCUGUACCAAAUCAUCAGCCUGUGUUUUUCUUGUUACUUAUUAAAAUAGAAGGUUUCAUUGCAGGGUUUUUUGGUUUGUUUAUCUUUGUUGUGAAUGAUGCUUUUUUUAUUUAUUAAUAUCAAAUUCACUUAUGAAUAAACUUGAUAAUGGAAACAUUAAAAAAAAAUCAGUGCAUGUGUGUCCUUGACCGUCUUCUGUUUCUCAUUUAAUAAACAAACUAAUUAUUGAGACAUGGGAGUCGACCAGCACCUUUUCUUUAAAUGGUGGAACCUGGUUUCCUUUUACCAUGAAAUUGUCUUACUUGAAAACAUUGAUCCUGAUGAGAGAGAAGAUGGUGCCAAGGUUAUUAUCUUCGUAUAAUGGGCUCAAAUUCUCUACCUCUUCAGGGCUAAUACUUUUAACUGAGCUGCUGCCUAUAGUGUCUUUUGGAAAACUAUUAAAAGGGUGAUUUUCUGUUACUUUUUAACAAAUUUUUUUAAUCACCUUUUGCUACACCUCUUAUUUUCAUGUGCAACCAACUUUCAAAAAUUACCAGUUUUGGUGGAAGGCAAAUUAGGUAAUUUGGAACCAGGAUACUAAUGAUUUCUCAUCUUGACUUUUUAAAAAAUCCUAACAUAAAGUGAAUUUGACUGGAAAGGCAAAUACCUAUUAGGGAGGCAAUUUGCUUUUGUUACAGAGUUAUCUGUACUUUCUUUGUUUAAUCGAAAAAAUGUAGAAAUAUAUGUAAAGAAUUUAAGGCAAGAGUUCUGAAUGGAUGAUUUGUGACAGGCUUUUACCUUCCUUCGUUUUUGUUCUAGCAGCAGGAAAAUAGUUUCUCUAUAUCCCCCCCUUUAUCUGUAACAAUUUUGUUUUCUGCUGUUAAUUACAUUGUGUAUUUAUAGUUCUAUGCUUACUGUUGUGCAUAUACUGGCAAUAAAACUGUACAUAACAUUACUUGAACAAAUUAACAAUGUAUAUCAGUUGUUUUUCUGUCUCACUGUGUGACAAGUCACUUAUCUCAUAACUAGGUUUUUAAAAAUGUUUAGAAAGUCCUGUUUCAGUGGUAUUCUCAUGAAUUUGUAAGUGCAUCCAAGGAGAAAAGAUCUGUCAGAAGUAGCAGCCACAAACCAAUGUAUAUAGCUCUAUAUGCAUGUAUAUAUUAUAGCUUAUCCUUAAAAAGAAAAGGUAUUUUAAACAUUGAACUCGUCUCAGUAAUGCUUUAUGUUCCAUGACCUUUGGUAUGUUUUAUAAUCAUUUUGGAUCUAAAUAUUGAUCUAAUUUUGACCUCUUCUUUAAGGUCCUGCUCUAACUACUGUUGACAACUAAAUAGAGUGGCUUAAGCUGAAUAAUAACUCUACUUGAAAACUUAGAUCAAACACCUGGCAUCUAAAGGCAGGCACUCAAGAAAUGAAUGAACUGAGUAACAGAAGAGUAUGGUUUAAUGUGACGAAGUGAAAGCUAAGUCAUGUUUAAAAUUCUGUUAUUUCAGUUGAUAAGACUAUAAGAAAGUUAUUGUUGACUGUUCAGA